Staurois parvus is the source of this 405-nucleotide messenger RNA. The record is from the annotation of a GenBank genome assembly. NCBI's taxonomy places the organism in Eukaryota, Metazoa, Chordata, Amphibia, Anura, Ranidae.
CAGACACAGCGAAUCACAGAUCAACAGAAAGAGCCAAAGAUGUCGGCUCUGUCAUGUGAUCAGCUGUGUCCAAUCACAGCUGAUCACAUCCCCAUCAGUGACACCUGUCAGUGUUCAUCAAUGCCAGUUGUCAGUGCUCAUCAAUGCCACCUGCCAGUGCCCAUCAGUCCCACAUCAAUGCCACAUAGUGCCUACCAGUGCACAUCAAUGCCACAUAUCAGUGCCCAUCUGAGCUGCCUUUCAGUGCCACCUAUCAGUGCCAGUCAGUGCCACCUAUCAAUGCCAGUCAGUGCCACCUAUCAGUGCUGCCAAUCAGUGCCACCUAUCAGUGCCAGUCAAUGCCGCCUAUCAGUGCCAGUCAGUGCCGCCUAUCAGUGCUGCCUAUCAGUGCCACCUAACAGUGCC